This is a messenger RNA of Auxenochlorella protothecoides, 1308 nucleotides long. Its product is annotated as WD repeat-containing protein 18. Gene Ontology annotation, biological process: DNA-templated DNA replication; rRNA processing. Bases 1 to 1308 code for a protein of 435 amino acids. Gene Ontology annotation, molecular function: protein binding. The record is from RefSeq and is a predicted model, not a curated record. Gene Ontology annotation, cellular component: nuclear pre-replicative complex. NCBI's taxonomy places the organism in Eukaryota, Viridiplantae, Chlorophyta, Trebouxiophyceae, Chlorellales, Chlorellaceae. The transcript is spliced from 4 exons.
AUGCUCCCGCAAGUGUUGCUCGUCGCGGGGAGGGAGGAGGGCCCCAUCACCGUCUGGGACGUGGACACUGGCGCGGCGCUCACCAGCUACAAGUCCAGCGCCUGCACCGUGAAUGGCCUGGCCCUGGUGGGGCGGGACCACUUCGUGGCCUGCCAGAGCUCCAAGGGCGCCGUGCACGCCUGGACCUGGUCCAACGACCAGGUCAGCGUGCGCAGCCACGCGCCGGAGCCGCUGCGCUGCCUGGCGGCCAGCCCCUGCGGCACCUUUGUGGCCGGGGGCGCCGCCUCCGGCGCCGUCCACCUCUGGUCCACGGGCUCCGGGCGCCUGCUGCGCAGCUGGCCCGCGCACUACAAGGCCGUGGCGGCGCUGUGCUGGAGCGCCGACGCCGCGCUGCUCUGCUCGGCCGGCGGCGACGGCUCCUGGGCCAGCCACACGCUGGGGGUCACCGCGCUGGCGCUGGACGCCUGCGACGCCAUCCUCGUCAGCGUCGGCCUGGACCGGGCCCUAGUGGUGGCCAGCCUGGUGGGGGACCGGCCCGUGCUGGCCCGCCACGCCCUGCCCAGCCCCCUGCACAGCCUGGCGCUCGACCCCGGGGGCCAUGCCGCGUAUGCGGGGGCCGUCAACGGCGCCGUGUACGAGGUCAGCCUGGCGGGAGGCGCCCAGGGCGCAGAGUUUCCCGUGCUGGAGGGACACAGCCUGCCGGUGGUGGCGCUGGCCUUUGCGGGCCCCGACGCCGGCACGCUCAUCUCAGGCUCCGAGGACGGAGGGGUGAGGUUCUGGGACCUGCGCACCAGGCAGCAGACACGGGUAUUGGAGACUCCCGCCAAGGGCCCCGUCGCCGCCUUGGUCACCCUGGACCGGCCGCGCGCCAUGCAGGUGCUGGGGUCUCGGGGCCGGCAGCAGCAGGGCGUGAAGAAGGAGACGGGGACGCAGCCGCUGGAGGCACUGGCCAAGUUCCCGGGCGCGCCGGGCACGCUGCGGCCCUGGGAGGACGCGCUGGUUCUCCUGGACGGCAGCGGGGUGGAGGCAUUCGACGAGGCCGCCGCCGGCUGUGCUCAGGAGAGCGGGGACAGCCUCGUCCCUGGGGGCGCCGCAAAUCGGGUGGGAGCUGUGCGGGAGAGCGACGCCGCCCCGCUGGCCGAUGGAGCAGCAGCGCCGGCUGCAGAGGACAACGAGUCCGGCGCCCUGGUGGCACUUAGGGAGGAGAACGCCGGCCUCAAGCUGCAGCUGGCAAGGGCGGCAGCGGCGCUCGAGCAAAUGGUGGCCAUGCAGGGCGCGCCCGCUGAGAGACCGCGCAGCAAGGGCUAG